GGGGUGGAGCCGGGGAGGGUGGAGUUUAGGCUGCGCCGACCCCUCAGCCCCCCUCCAGGUGACCCAGCCCCCGAAAAUCCUCACCCGGGGCCCCAGAUAUCCCAACCCCAUGACCGCAAAGCCCGCCGCCCUGACCCCCUAAAUGCCGCGGGCCCCUGCGGCGACCGACCUCCUAGUUCCAUAACGUCUCGCGCCUCCGAAACCUUCAGCCCCACCCCUCCCCGAUGUGCAGCUGAGCCUCCCCGGGGGCACCUGCCUCAGGUGCCCCGAGAGCAGGUCACACGGCUCCGGAGGAUGACCGAGGAGGGGGCCGGGGGCUGGGGAGGACUAGAUCCGAUCAUUCCGCCCCCCAGGAGACGUUCGGAGCCCGAGACAUGUCGGGAUUGAGGAGAUACGAGGUGGCGCUGGAGGCGGAGGAGGAGAUCUACUGGGGCUGCUUCUACUUUUUCCCGUGGCUGCGCAUGUGGCGGAGGGAGCGGAGCUCGGCACACCCCCGGGAGCCGAAGCUGGAGCCUCUGCGGGGCCUGAUGAGCUGUCUGUCGAGCGGCCUGGGCCCCGUCCCCCAGCGCUCGGGUCUCGCCCUCCCCCGCCGCACACCCGCCGCCACUGCCCAGCCAGCCAGUGCAUUAAAGAUUUAAACCGAA
This is a messenger RNA of Myotis daubentonii (Daubenton's bat), 644 nucleotides long. RefSeq lists its product as uncharacterized. Bases 375 to 638 code for a protein of 87 amino acids. The record is from RefSeq and is a predicted model, not a curated record. The transcript has 3 exons. NCBI's taxonomy places the organism in Eukaryota, Metazoa, Chordata, Mammalia, Chiroptera, Vespertilionidae.